Molecule: messenger RNA, 981 nt
Organism: Habropoda laboriosa
Lineage: Eukaryota; Metazoa; Arthropoda; Insecta; Hymenoptera; Apidae
Product: methylmalonic aciduria and homocystinuria type D homolog, mitochondrial
Biological process (GO): cobalamin metabolic process
Cellular component (GO): mitochondrion
Source: RefSeq, a predicted model, not a curated record
GCGACUAACGUGCGAUUCAACGUCCUUGCAUUUCAUCAUAGUUGCAUGUAGACGAGUGGAGUGAUCCGAAAGAAUAUCACGGUUAGAUAAUCCAAGGACGAAACGAUAUCUUGUGUAAAACAACUUUUCAAACCAGCAUGUGAAUUACGAUCUAACGAUGUUUUGCUUAAAACAUGUUAGGAAAGCUAAUACCACGACACUGUUCAAUUUCCUCCCCAAGAGUCGCUACUCUCGGCGUAGCGAUAAAAACACCAAUUCUUACAAACUCGUCCGGGCAAAUGGUCAAAAUUUGGACGACGUGGACGGUGCUGUGCUUGGAAUAAAUUCCAAUUGGGAACUUUUAACACCGAGAGGUUUUAGAUUUUAUUUGCCGGGAAAAAUCGGCCCUGGUUGGUCAGAUGUGACUACGACCGCGCAGGUUAGGACGCAUCUAGUUGAUUUCUGCACUGUCAACGAAGUUUCGACAGACAUUCCGAAAGAAAAAACUGCUCGCGAGUGAAUCGUGUUGUUGAGGAAAGGUAUAGAAGAGCUUUUUCCAGGAUGUUUGGACGUCGGUUCUCCACAGCUUACCAUCGUUACUAUCACUCAGACGUUUAACGCUAAAGUGAUCAAGUGGAACAGAGAAAUGGAAAUUGAAAAGCUGGCUAAAUAUUUCGUACUAGCAGCGUCGGAUAUUUGUACUAAAUUGAGGAACAUGGGAUACUGGGCAGAUUUUAUCAAUCCAUUCAGUGGACAACCACAUCUGAAUUUGCAAAAGAACAACGCUCUUUAUAAGACGGACGAGCGGUUCCGUUGUUUAGGAUUUAAAAUAUUACAUAGAAACAAUUGUAAGGUUAUUUCACACGACAAUAACGUGAAGAACUUUCUAGGAAGUCUCUACACCACGGCGCCUGCGAGUACAGAAUUUUUAAAGGAGAUUCUACGCGAUUGCGAGAUUGUAAAUGUUAACGAAGCUGAAUAAAAGAAAACAGAUACGCAAAC